Molecule: messenger RNA, 1287 nt
Organism: Closterium sp. Yama58-4
Lineage: Eukaryota; Viridiplantae; Streptophyta; Zygnematophyceae; Desmidiales; Closteriaceae
Source: the annotation of a GenBank genome assembly
AUGAUAGUUAUAACGAUGCGUCGUUCCGACCUGUCGUACAGUUUCGCCGAUUUUCGCCGCGCCGUCGUGAAAUCAGUUUGUUUUUUCGUCGUUCUGAUUGGUCCCUGCAGGAUACCGGAGGACACCAUUCUCAACUGGUUCGUGCAGCUCGUGCUCGCGUUAGAGUACCUUCACCAUAAGAACAUUCUCCACCGCGACGUCAAGGCGGAGAACGUGUUUCUUCGCAGCCGUCACGACACGCCGCUGGGUAACGCGGCGACGGUGCAGCUGGGCGAUUUCGGCAUUUCGCGAAUGCUGGAGGCCCACGAGGCGGUCGCGCGAAGCUUCGUGGGCACGCCGCUGUACAUGUCGCCCGAGCUGAUCCGGAACGAACCGUACGACCAUAAGUCAGAUAUAUGGGCGCUGGGUUGCAUCCUGUACGAGAUGAUGUGCUUCACUAAGCCCUUCCCCGCUACAAGCAUACGCGACCUCGUUCUGCGAGUGCUCAAGAGCAACUACCGCCCUCCUCCCCACAUAUACUCCCCCGAGCUCUGCUUCCUGCUCACCAAGAUGCUCUCUAAAGACGCGUCGCGCCGCCCCACCGCGGCCGACAUCCUCGCCUUCCCGUUGCUCCGCCCGCGCGCCGCCGCCUUCCUCGCGGCGUGCCAGCUGGCGGCCCCGUUCGUUAUCCUCCCCCUUCUUUCCCAUGCGUCGUUCGCUCCGUUUCUUACCCGUCCCUUUUUCACCCGCCCUACUCUCCCGCCUUCUCUCCUCUCUCCUUCUCUCGCCCUUCAGAAGAGUUCCCAGAGCAACCGCUCCCGAGCCACGUCAACCGACGGAGUCGUCACCCAAACCAACGCCGCAGCCUCGGGCUGCCCAACCAGCCCGUUUGCCUCGGCGGCGGCUCGGCGGCGCUUCUCCGCGUCGGACACGGAUAACCUCGUGCAGCGCGCCAAUAGCCGCAGCCGGGGGAGCAUGAGCGGGCGCAUGGGGGACGGCGGGGGCGUGGGCGGAAGCGGAAGAAGCGGGGGCGGCGGAAGCAGGCGGGGGUCGCGGGAGCUGUCACUGGCGGAAGAGGAUUUGCGCGCGCUAGAGGAGGGUAUAGAGGAGGGGGGCGGGGACUUAUCGGACGUGGUUCGCGGAGGGGCGACGGGGGAAACGAGUAGUGCGGGAACUGGAGGAAAUUCGUCGCAGGAGAGUAUACCACGGGGAAAGUGCCAGGAGGUUUUCGGAUUCCACUCCCCCGUUGCCCUCCGUCCCUGGGGCGCGGCUUUCCCCCUCGGCGGAGACACGCGCGCUUGUACAUAG